AAUCGAACUCCCUUACUGUGGUUAUGGGAAUUAGAGAAGUUCCCUGGCGCCGCCACUAUCACAUUUCUGCUUAGUCACUCUCACUGAACGUUUGGUUUGCACAAGUGGUGACUGUAUGGGUUAUAUAGUUAUGUUAUUUUAUCGCAACCAGACUACACCCUUAGGUAAGACGAGUUUAGCUUGUUUUGGUUCUUGGUGCUGCUGUGGGUAGAAGACGUCGCCGACGUCUUGGGACCAUCUGCGAAGUGACAGAUUGCAACAUCACCGUGAUACCGCGUGACAGUGGCUUGGGAUGCUAGCGCGAACGACUCUUUGGUUAAAAAAUAAGGCGACCAGCAGUUUUGUACAGAGAUACGUUCAACGUUUCCUUUUCUCGGGGACCAGUGCAUUGUCUGGCAGGAAAACAAGUGAGCAAAGUUGGUUAUUUAGCAAAUGAAUGGGCUGUUCUAGGAAACUAUGUUCGUAAUUUUGACAGCGACCGUAUAGCCAUCAGUUGGAAAACACAGAAGCCCUCGGAGAGAAUGGUUCCCCAUUUGACAGCAUUUAAUUUAAAAAAGUGCUUCUUUAACCCAUCCUCUUUGCAUUAUCUUCUUUAUGGGAAAACACUACAGAUAACCUUCCUUUUACAUUUUCCCUGUGCAAUAUGAUUUUAUUCCUUGCAGAUAUGAGUCAAGGCCAGGGUCAAGCUCCUACAGGUCAGGACCAGGAUCAGGUCACUGGGAUGGUGUGUCUGGAGUCUGACCUGCAAGAUGGACAGUAAGAUCUUAUCACACACCCAUCACACAAUCAGAUAGCUUAUUCAUAUUAUAGUACUUUUGCUGCAAAUGUAAGAUACAAAAUAUAUUAUUCCAUAGUAGGCCUAAAGGUAGAGUAUUACACACCGACAUGCAAGUAUUCAAAUAACAUUGUAUUACAUUCAUGUCAUUACCCAUGACUGGACCUUAGAGGCAAUAUGUAAAAUACAGUAAUACAACUUGAGUUGAUCCUUUCCAUGUUCUUCUUAUAUUUGUCAGGUAUCUAAAUGUGACUCUUUGCUUGUCUAUAGGAUGAAGGAGGUGGAGGUGGAGGAGCAGAAGAUUCUAUUGGUCCGUACCCAGGGCCUGUACAGUGCUGUAGGGAGCAAAUGUUCCCACUAUGGUGCUCCUCUCAUCAAAGGUAUUAUCUACACACACAUGCAUGCACACACACUUGCAGGAGGGUAAGCAAGUCAUGACAUGUUCAUGGCUGGGCCAUGAGUUAGCAGUUAUUAUUAUUUGUUCUAAACCAUUGUGUUGAAAAUUGGGUCAGCCCAUACAGGCUUGUGUGUUUUGGUAGUCUAUUCAUUCAUGUAGAGUGUAUUUACAUAGAGAACACUAUUCAAAACUCUGUCAUGAAAAAUGUAAUCUGGCAGGCUUGUUGACAGUUCCAUUGAUGCAAAUUUACAAUAAUGGAAUUUGUCAAGGUGUCAUUCACCACGCUCUGUGGCUGCUGGCUAUGCCCUUUUCAUACGUCUCACAUUACAAUCUGAUUGGGUGCAAAUCAUUAUUCACAAUCAGGGAUGAAAGUAGGCCGGACCGGUGUCCUUGUAAGUAAAUCGUGGGGGUAAUAAACACAGGUAUUAGUCACAUUGGAGAGUGGAGAGAAUAUUGUGACCAUAUCCGUGCCCAUGAUAGUGUGGCUACUGUAGUGUUUUGAACAAUGAAUAUGUCAUGCUCUCUCAUGUCACAGGAGCCUUAGUCGGGGACAGAGUGAGAUGUCCCUUUCAUGGUGCCUGCUUCAACAUCAAGACUGGAGAUAUUGAGGAGUAUCCCGGCUUGGACUGUUUGCCUAGUUAUAAGGUAUUAACUUGCUUUAUAUUAAUAAUGGAGUUCAAUAACUGAGGAACAAUAACUGAAACGAUGGAUACUGUAUGUCUUUGAAUGUGUUGAUUCUGUCACCCACACUAACUCAUCUUUAUUUUCAAAGGUCAAAGUUGAAGAUGGUAAAGUUUAUGUGUCAGUAAACAAAAAGGUCAGCAAGAAUGCAUGAUUUUCUGAACAUAGUCUCUCUUUCCUAAAUGUACAUGUAGCUUACUGAGACAUUUGGUGCAUAGAUGGCCCUUAUGACUAAAGUAUCCAUAAUCUCCUCAGUCUCUGAAGCUGUACAAGCGGGUGAAGGACAUGAGCUGCAGAGUGCCAGGGGUCAGGCACACCGUCCUGCUGAUAGGAGGAGGUGAGGACUGGGCCUGAAAUGUCAGGAAAAGAGGAGGCUUCUUCAGGGAGUGGAGACCUCAAAACUAAAUUAUGUGUGUGUACAGGACCUGCCUCUUUGCUGUGUGCCGAGACUCUGCGACAAAACCGCUACGAAGGUCGAAUCGUCAUGGUGACCAGGGACACCCUGCCACCCAUUGACAAGCCCAAGCUCAGCAAGGUAAGGGUCAAAGGUCAUGGGUCAGUUGAAAGCUGGCAUGACCACCGCUGUUCUAGAACGCUGUGAAGUUAUUUUAGUAUCCACAAAGUUUGUAAUGCCCCUUCUCUUCCUCUCUUGCUACUCCUCCUCAGGCAAUGCAUUUGGAGAGUACUAGCCUCCUCCUUCGGACAACUGACUUCUUCCAGCAGCAUGACAUAGAGCUGUGGACGCAAAAGGAGGUGAGACCAGGGGGAGGAAUAAUGUGGCAAUAAUAAACCUGUUGACAUAGCCUUCUGGAGUAUCUUUUUAUGAGUUGUCAGCACACACAAUGUAUUGAAGCCAUAGAGAUAAUGUAGCAUACUGUGUUUGGUCAGCACCUCCAUGUGAUCUAACUUGUGAUCUAAGCCCUGGCAUUUUCUAAUGUGUGUGUGUUUGCCUGGGGUGUUUGUAGGCAGUAUCUGUGAACCCAGUAGAGAAGACAGUGAAGCUGAAUGACGGCUCCUUGCAGAACUAUGACCAGCUGCUCAUAUCAACAGGCUGCAGGUCAGUGGCCUGUUACUGUUACCCCUCCCUUAUUGAACACCGUUUGGGUCCUUAUGUGUCAAAAAGAUCCACGUUAAAUUACGCUAUUUGACGUGUCAAAUAACCAAAUUCUAUUAUAGAAUGUUGUGUGCGCUGAAUUUGCAUAUGCAGGCCAAGCACCACCACUACAGUCAGUAGCACUGUCAAAGCAGUACAAAAAAAAGUCUGCAAACAAGCACACACACCAGCACCUAUUUAUGUGUUUACAAUACCGCGUUGGUAAUAAGACAUCAUUUGUUAGACUGAAUGGGAAAACAGUGUGAACAGCCUUCCAUUAUCGUCCCUAGAGUGAAUACAAUACUUGUCAGCACUAAGCAACAGGUGGAUAUUUUUAGGUCCUUUUGUUGACUACAGUAAUCAAAUAUGGGCACAGUUAAAGAACAUUUGAUUUGAAACAGCCACACUCUGGUCCCCUGCCUGUCUUGGUAUAUGCUACCUAGACAAUGUCAGAGCCAUAGCUAUAGUCCUACAGCGUUUGUCACCACAUUUUCCAUGACAAUCACAUUCUCAUUUGAAUUGGUGACCAUUUGAAUUCUAGAUGUCAAACUCUACUGAAUCUGUAUGCCUAUGUAUCUAUUGCUCUGUCCCAUACUAGCAUGUUAGUUGUCGUUUUACCCACAUCUCCCUCUCUUUUUGCCUCCCUGUAGGGCGAGGCCUCUGAGCUGUCCUGGCUCUGAGCUGGAGGGAGUGAGGAUACUGCAGAGCUACGAGGACGCCAAGGAGAUCCACCAAUCCUGUGUGGGAAAGAAGGCUGUGGUCGUUGGAGCCUCCUUCAUAGGUUAACCAUAAAGAGUCCUAUUUUUUAUUUUUAUUUAUAAAUUAAAUGUAUAAGUAGUUUAUAAACUAUAGGUUUGUGACUUGGUUCGUUACAGUAAGGUAAGGUUUUUGUAUUUGAUAAGUAAGACUUUAAUUAGAUUUUUGUGCCUCAAAACCAAGUUUUCCCUCCUCCAUUUUAUGUCAUAGGUAUGGAGGUGGCAUCCUACUUGGCAGACAAAGCUGCCAGUGUGGCGAUGGUUGGCAACUGCUCAUAUCCCUUUGAGAGGUCCCUGGGCCCAGAGAUUGGGAAGAUGACAAUGCAGGUCUGAGACAAUGGUUAUCAUAUGUAAUGUACUUUACCUGAUACAACACCCACCACUAGGCUACAAACGUUUAUGAAUAUGUAACUCCCAAGUUUUUAUAGUAUAAAUCUCAACAUGUGUGUGUUUCUCAUCUGUCGAAGAUGUUGGAGGAGAGCAAAGUCAAGUUCUACAUGAAUGACGGAGUGGUGGAGAUCAGAGGCGAGAAUGGCAAGGUAAAGUAAAUCAAUAUUCACCCAGCAGUAAACAUCACCACAACCCCCUCACUGUAAUACAUGUAAUGGACAUUCUCUCAAGACCCAUAGAGAUGAUUAAGAUGGAAAAUUGUUGUUUGAAUAGGUGAAAGAGGUUGUUCUGAAAAGCGGUGCAGUCGUGGAAACGGAUGUGGUGAUAGCAGGGAUCGGUAGGUAAUCUGAUACUUCUGCAUAUCCUUAAAUAUCCGUAAAAGAUAUGUUAAGAGUUUCCAUCAGCUCACACUUUCCCUGUUUAACCUCUCUACAUGGUCUCUGUGGUACUUUCCCAUCUUAUUUCCACCAUUUGUUUGAAUUAACCAGACCUGGGUUCAAAUAGUAUUCGAUGUCAGGCAAGUUCAAUCAAGUAGAGCUGAAAUAUUUUAAAGAAAAUAAAUACUAUUAGAACCCAGGUAUGAUAGAUGGUUUUUCACAAUGUCUCUAAUGUACACUACACUAUUGGAGUUAUUGAGGUAACCAUCAUGGUUUCUCCUUAGGUGUCAUUCCUAACUCUGACUUCCUGAAGGAAAGCCAGGUGGAGGUGGAUUCUAGAAAGGCUGUCAUCAUUGAUAAGGUAACUAUGGAGAUGGUUAUCAUGAACAAACUAUAGUUAUGUUGAGGUAAUAACUGUGGUACUAAUGGUUUACACUCCCCAACACAUUGCUGCUUCCCUACAGUUCAUGAGGACCAACAUUCCAGAUGUUUUUGGAGCAGGAGACGUGACGUCCUUCCCUCUCACCAUACGGAAAGACCAGAGGGUCAACAUCGGACAUUGGCAGCUGGCAUCAGCUCACGGUAAAAUCAAAUUUGAUUUGUCACAUGUUUCGUAGACAAAAAGUGUACACAAACGGUGAAAUACUUACUUAUGGGUCCUUUUCCAACAAUGCAGAGUUAAAGAUAAGAUAAACAAAGUAAUAGAAAUAGUGACAUGAGGAAUAAAAACCCAGUGAAUAAUGAAUAGAAAUAAUGAGUAAAAAGAACAUGGCUAUAUACAGGGAGGAGAAAAUAACUAUGGAAAUGGCAACGAGAGAUUGUCAGUUGGUUGGAUGUUAGAAAUAGAAUUGACUAACAUUUUUUAUGUGUUUGCUUUCUCCUCAGGAAGGGUUGCAGCACUGAAUAUGUUACAGAAGCAGACUAAGAUCGAUUCUGUUCCUUUCUUCUGGACAGUGCUGCUAGGGAAGAGUGUCCGCUACACAGGUGAUAAUCCGAGAUGAGAUAGUCAUACCCCUACACUCUUAGAAAAAUUGUUCUAAACGGGUUCUUUGGCUCUCCCCAUAGGAUAACCCCGGUAGAACCCUUUUGAGUUCCAUGUAAAACCCUCUGUGAAAAGGGUUCUACAUGGAACCCAAAAGGGUUCUACCUGGAACCAAAAAGGGUUCUUCAAAGGGUUCUCCUAUAGGCCCUUUUCACGAUGACGUCAUCUAACUUCCGCCUUUCCGCGUAGCAGGUUAACUUCACUUCCGUUCGCCCGUAACCUGAGACUUCUCAACGAAAAUACAACUGUUGACCACUAACUAGCAAGCUAGCUACUUGAAGAAAUUCCAAAAGGUACGUUUAAGUUAAAUUAGUAAAGUUAAGAGUAAUAAUGUUUACGUAUAUGCAAUGGUUUGUAACUUGCUAACGUUAUUGUUAAUUCAUAAUUGUUCACUGCCUUAGUUACUUAAAAGUGGGCUAACGUUAGCUAACAACAACUUAGUACCAGAUACCGAUAACGUUAAAAGGUAGCGUUACAUUGCUGCCUGGCUGUAAUGUAACAAGUUUACUUAGCUAGCUAUCUAACCCUUUGUUAGGCAGUUAGUUUAUUCAUGAAUGUAUAGUAACUCACCUAUUCAAAUACUGUUGUGCAUGAUAGCUAGAUAAAUAUUGAUUCCUGGUCAAAGCUGAAUGUUAAUUUAGCUGUUUCUUUUCUCCCGGUGUCUGUAUCGCAACAGUAUCCCAUCCAACACCGAAGCAUGGCACAAUCUUCGAGAAGAUGCUAUUGCAGUGUACCAUUUUGUUCAAACAACAAACAGAAAUUCCCGUAUCUGAGUUUUCACGAUUUCCCUGUUGAUGGAGAAAUACGUGCCCGUUGGGUGAGGGCGAUCAGGAGAGAUGAGGGACCAAGUUUUAAGAUUCUUCGUGGGAGCACCUUUGUUUGCAGUCAGCACUUUCCCCCUGAGGAUAGAUACACAUCGGCCAGUGGACGGAUCCGUAUUAAACAGGGAUCAGUGCCGUCUAGAUUCCACUGGAAUGAUUGGGGUAAGGAUAGGUAGACAGCGUUAAACGUAAUACUACUGUAAUCCAAUAAUAUAUUACUUAUCAAGCUUCGAUCUUGAAGUAAGGGACCACUUGUCAGCAAGUCGUUCUACGUCGUUAAGUCGUAUUGGUGGCAGAUGUGAAAGGGACUGGGUGAACUCCAUAAUGAUGUGCUACUAGCUAAGCGUUCCUAAGCGACACCGGAUGUAAACAUAACCUGCAUCGCGGCAGAACGGAAGUUGUCUGACGUCACGUGAAAAGGGCCUAUUGGGACAGCCGAAGAACCCUUUCAGGUUCUGGAUAGCACCUUUGUUUCUAAGAGUGUAGAAUGAAACAGAAACAGUCCCUGUUCAAUUAACUUAGUGUAUUCGGAAAGUAUUCAGAUCCCUUGACUUUUUCCACAUUUUGUUACGUUACAGCCUUAUUCCCUCAUCAAUCUACACACAAUACCCCAUAAUGACAAAGAAAAAAGUUUUGGGAAAAUUUUGCACAUUUAUAAAAAUAAAUAUCACAUUUACGUAAGUAUUCAGACCCUUUACUCAGUACUUUGUUGAAGCACCUUUGGCAGCUUGGCACACCUGUAUUUGGGGAGUUUCUCCCAUUCUUCUCUGCAGAUCCUCUCAAGCUCUGUCAGGUUGGAUGGGGAGCAUCGCUGCACAGCUAUUUUCAGGUCUCUCCAGAGAUGUUUGAUCAGGUUCAAGUCCGGGCUCUUGCUGGGCCACUCAAGGACAUUCAGAGACUUAUCCCGAAGCCACUCCUGCGUUGUCUUAGCUGUUUGCUUAGGGUCGUUGUCCUGUUGGAAGGUGAACCUUCGCCCCAGUCUGAGGUCCUUAGCACUCUGGAGCAGGUUUUCAUCAAGGAUCUCUCUGUACUUUGCUCCGUUCAUCUUUCCCUCGAUCCUGACUAGUCUCUCAGUCCAUGCCGCUGAAAAACAUCCCCACAGCAUGAUGCUGCCACCACCAUGCUUCACCGUAGGGAUGGUGCCAGGUUUCCUCCAGACAUGACGCUUGGCAUACAGGCCAAAUAGUUUAAUCUUUGGUUCCAGAGAAUCUUGUUUCUCAUGGGCUGAGAGUCCUUUAGGUGCCUUUUGGCAAACUCCAAGAGGGCUGUUAUGUGCCUUUUCCUGAGGAGUGGCUUCCGUCUGGCCACUCUACCAUAAAGGCCUGAUUGGUGGAGUGCUGCAGAGAUGGUUAUCCUUCUGGAAGGUUCUCCCAUCUCCACAGAGGAACUCUGGAGCUCUGUCAGAGUGACCAUCAGGUUCUUGGUCACCUCCCUGACCAAGGCCCUUCUCCCCUGAUUGCUCAGUUUGGCCAGGUGGCCAGCUCUAGGAAGAGUCUUGGUGGUUCCAAACUUCUUCCAUUUAGGAAUGAUGGAGGCCACUGUGUUCUUGGGGAUCUUCAAUGCUGCAGAAAUGUUUUGGUACCCUUCCCCAGAUCUGUGCCUCAACAUAAUGUCUCGGAGCUCUUCGGACAAUUCCUUCAACUUCAUGGCUUGGUUUUUGUUCUGACAUGCACUUUCAACUGUGGGAUCUUAUAUAGACAGGUGUGUGCCUUUCCAAAUCAUGUCCAAUCAAUUGAAUUUACCACAGGUAGACUCCAAUCAAGUUGUAGAAACAUCUCAUGGAAGAUCAAUUUAAACAGGAUGCACCUGAGCUCAAUUUCGAGUCCAUAGCAACAGGUCUGAAUAGUUAUGUACAUAAGGUAUUUCUAAAAAACUGUUUUCGCAUUGUCGUUAUGGGGUGUUGUGUGUUGAUUGAUGAGGAAAAUACUUUCCAAAUGCACUGUAUGUUGUCUUAUUUGUCUCUCAUACCUAUCGUUUCCAAGGCUACGGUGAAGGAUACACAGAGAUCAUAUUCAAGGGCAUAGUUGAGGAGAGGAAGUUCCUAGCUUUCUAUAUCAAGUAAGUGGCAAUGCAUUGCUUUACAUUCCCUGUUUUGGUCGGUAGUUUUGUAAAUGUCUUAUCUAUGCCUAAGAUGCAUCGUGUGUAGUUGGGCACAACGUAGCAAAAUGUUAUGCAACAGAAAUGAAAAUGAGUGUUCUUAUUGGACAGGACAAGUUCUAUUUUUAAAUGUUUCCUGAAUCCUGCCUACUGAACACAACUCUGAAAGCAUACAUAUGUGAUAACCAGGGAUGAUCAGGUGGUGGCAGCAGCCAGUCUGAUGUUUGACCCUGCUGUCGCUCGACUGGCAGAGAUGAUGUCAAACGGAUUAGUCAUAACCAAGGCACAGGCACAGUGAGUUACCCACCAUUUUAUAUGUACAUAGGUAAGAUAAAUAGAUUAGAGAAAGUUGCAGUGUGUUAAUGCCUUAGAAUGGCGUUAAGUUAAUUAAAAUGUUGUAUUUCUCUUUUGUAGAUCUGAUGACCUCAGUUGGUUACAAAUGUAAACCUCCCCUUCCUGCAACACUCCGUGGUCAGUGCCUGGUCCGACGGUACCCCCUUUAACCCUCAAAUCAAGAGAUAAAAUAUUUGUUGAUCUUACUCUUCUCUCGGUUUCCUUAUUACUCUUUAUUUUUUCCCCUCUCUUGCUAAAGUAGAUUUUUCCAUUAAAACCAAACCAAAGGCUGUUCAGAUCUGUCCAAGGCACCGUUACCAUGGUUACAUAGUACUUUGAUUCCAUUAAGUUCCCUGGCCUGUGGGCCCUUUGAUGAUAACACAUAAAAUGUGCAAGAACAACUCAUUAAUAGACAGUGAGUGGGAACAGCAUAAUACAAUUAACUCAAAUGGCAACAAUUCAGACUGUAUUGAAGGCUUUGAGAUAUAGAGACUAUACCUCUGCUGUUACAACAGACUGAGAUGGACAAUGAAUUAAAUGGUCUGAAUAACUAAGACUGUAAUCUGCUAGUUUGUUAAACAUUGUACUGUUACUGUACAAUAAAAAGCCAAAUUAUCUGUUUGUCCAUUUUUGUUUACACCUUCAAAGAUACUGUAUGUUAUUUUACUGCUUGCAAUGGUAUUUAGUUUGAUUCAUACGGUUUGUUCUUAGCAUUCUUACCCAUAACUUUUACAUGUGUGCAAGAGGAUAAUCCAAGCAAGAUAUUAUUUGAAAUAAUACCAUCUUAUUUCUUAUACUUCUUUAUCUUUUGUGGUGCACAGUUAGAUAGCUCUCUUUUCCGAAAGAACGGACAAUAUUUUCUAUUGUUCAAAUUAUUUUUUAAACUUCUUUCUGCACACAAAAUAUUCAAAGUAUUGAAUAGCCUUUUUCUUCACUUAUAUUACUGAAUGGAAAGACAUCCAUAGGCCUAUACUGUACGUGAACUUUGAUGCACAAGGCUUAUUUGAAUACAGAUAUUGGGAUGCUGUCACGGUUUCGGCCGAGGCUG
Coregonus sp. 'balchen' is the source of this 9809-nucleotide messenger RNA. NCBI's taxonomy places the organism in Eukaryota, Metazoa, Chordata, Actinopteri, Salmoniformes, Salmonidae. The record is from the annotation of a GenBank genome assembly.